AAAGAAGAAGAAGAAGAAGAGGGGAAAUGGUGAAGUUUUCACGGGAGUUGGAGGCGCAAAUGAUCCCCGAGUGGAAGGACGCCUUCGUCGACUACCGGCAACUCAAGAAGCACGUCAAAAAGAUCAAGCUCGCCCUCCUCCGUUCUUCCCUCCCUUCCUCCUCCUCCCCCGAUGGCAACCCCGACGGCGUCGCUGGCUGCUGCGACAGCGGCUAUGGCUUGUUUCUCUUGGACUCCGCUCGCGCAUUCGCCGCCCGCUUUUACGCCUGCCGCGAUGACCAUCAUCUUCCGGCCGAUGAGGAGAAUCUCUUCGAAAUGGUUCUCGUCCAAUCCAGAGAAGAUGAGGUGAAGGAGUUUCUCGAGAAGUCGGAGCAGGAGUUGAAGAAGGUGAACGCUUUCUACGCCAACAAAGAGAAGGAGUUCUGCGAGCGGAGCGAGAUACUGAGGAAGCAACUCCGGAUCCUCAUAGACCUCAAACAGCUCCUCCACGAGCAUCGCUGCAGCCGCCACCAAUGCAGCGUCCCGCCCUCCUCCGGCGGCGGCAGCGUGACGUCUCUCCUUAGCGACGCCUCCUCCGUGUCCGUGGGAAAUCCCGAGAGCCCAGCGGCGGGAGCAGAGGAGCGGGACAGCCUGACUGAAGAGGUGAUAUCGACGCUAGAGAGGAACGGCGUGAGCUUUGUCGGUUUGGGGAAGGCGAAGGCGAAGAAGUCCGCGAAGCCGAGGGCGGCGACGUCGCUAAGGAUCGAUAUCCCGGCGACGACACCGGCCCGGGCCAUAUCGAUGAUGUGGGAGGACCUCGUCAACAGCUCCCGGAAGGAGGACUCCGGCGGCGGGGAUUACCUCAACCGGAAGAAGCUCCAGCGCGCUGAGAAGAUGAUCAGGGAGGCGUUCGUGCAGCUCUACCGAGGGCUGGCCCUGCUCGGCACAUACAGCUCCUUGAACAUGGAGGCCUUCAGGAAGAUCCUCAAGAAGUUCGAAAAGGUGUCGAACCAUCUGCAAGAAUCGGCCGCGUUCUCGAGCAAGGUUAAGAGGUCGCACUUCAUCAGCUCGGAUAAGGGUCUCGUGCAGGUGAUGAAGUUGGUGGACGAGGUGGAAUCCAUAUUCACAAAACACUUUGCUGGUAGUGACAGGAAAAAGGCCAUGAAGUUCCUGAGACCUCAGCAGCCCAAGGAGUCCCACACUAUCACCUUCUUCGCGGGCCUCUUCACAGGCAGCUUUGUGACUCUAUUCACUGUAUACGCAAUCUUGGCUCAUUUUUGUGGCAUCUUUUCUUCCACCGAUGGUGAAGCCGGUUAUAUGCAAACCGUGUACCCUGUUUUCAGCAUGUUUGCGCUCCUUAGCCUGCACAUAUUCUUGUAUGGCUGCAACAUAUUCGCGUGGAGAGGCACCAGAAUAAACCACAACUUCAUAUUCGAGUUCUCGCCAAACACAGCUCUAAAGCGACGGGAUGCCUUUCUCAUCAGCGCCUCCUUGAUGACCGCGGUCGUCAGUGCUCUGGUCGUCCACCUCCUCCUUCGAUCUGCUGGGGUUUCCCAGAAGCACGUUGAUGCCAUACCCGGAGCUCUCCUGCUGGUAUUCACGGGCCUGCUCUUCUGCCCAUUCAACGUCUUCUACCGCUCGACGCGAUAUUGCUUCAUCCGAGUGAUGCGCAACAUCGCGUUGUCGCCCUUCUACAAAGUACUGAUGGUCGACUUCUUCAUGGCCGACCAGCUAACCAGCCAGAUUCCACUGCUAAGGCACAUGGAACUCACUGCGUGCUACUUCAUGGCGGCCGCAUUCAAAGUGCACCCUUACGAGACGUGUACUCGCGCCCAACAGUACAAGCUGUUGGUCUACGUUAUCUCCUUCCUUCCUUAUUAUUGGCGUGCCAUGCAGUGCGUCAGGCGGUACAUCGAGGAGGGGCGCGACGUCAACCACCUGGCGAACGCCGGGAAGUACAUCUCGGCCAUGGUGGCGGCUGCAGCCAGGUUGAAGUAUGCGGUGGAGGCCACGCCCCUGUGGUUCGCCAUCGUCAUCGUCACGUCCACGGGGGCCACCUUCUACCAGCUCUUCUGGGACUUCGUCAAAGACUGGGGACUACUUGACCUCAGCUCCAAGAAUCUCCUCCUCAGAGACGAUCUCAUUCUAAAGAACAAAUGCGUCUACUACGCCUCCAUGGGUUUGAACUCGGUGCUUAGGCUUGCUUGGAUCGGGAGCGUGAUGCCGCUAAGCCUGGGGCAGGUGGAGCAUCGAUUGCUGGAUUUCCUGCUGGCUUCGCUGGAGAUCGUCCGACGUGGGCAUUGGAACUUCUACAGGUUGGAGAAUGAGCACCUGAACAAUGUUGGCAAGUUCAGAGCUGUGAAGACCGUCCCACUACCUUUCUGUGAGUUGGUUUCGGAUGACUGAGGAGGAAUAGGGUUUAGGGAUUCGGAUGGUUUGGUCCUGAAGCAAUUCCGGUCAUUCCAACAAAGUGAAGUACAGAGGAUUUCUCACCGAAUGCAGCAAUCAACUUCGAUGAAAUAAAGCAUGAUUUGAGAAAAGAGUCCUAAUUUUCGAAGCACGUUUAACAUCCUGACCAAAAAAGAUCAAUGUGAGAUUGAAGUUGCACAAGAGUAAAAAUCCUACUUCAAGGCACAUGCUGACUUCACUGCGUCUUACGUCAUGGCGGCUGGAUUCGAAGUGCACCCUCACGAGACGUGUACUCGCGGCCAACGCUACAAGUUGUUGGCCUACGUUAUCUCCUUCUUUCUAUAUAUAUUGUAAUAUUUGGAUUAAUUUCAAAUUCAGUAGGACUAAAA
Messenger RNA from Musa acuminata AAA Group (dessert banana), 2776 nucleotides. RefSeq names its product phosphate transporter PHO1-2. Gene Ontology annotation, cellular component: membrane. Bases 27 to 2384 code for a protein of 785 amino acids. The transcript has 15 exons. The record is from RefSeq and is a predicted model, not a curated record. NCBI's taxonomy places the organism in Eukaryota, Viridiplantae, Streptophyta, Magnoliopsida, Zingiberales, Musaceae.